Molecule: messenger RNA, 3780 nt
Organism: Dermacentor albipictus
Lineage: Eukaryota; Metazoa; Arthropoda; Arachnida; Ixodida; Ixodidae
Source: RefSeq, a predicted model, not a curated record
AUUGCAUUACCGCUGAGCAGCGUCAAACGGUAUGUGGACAAGGCGUGCGAGACGAGCCCGUGCCUCACUGAGGCGGAGGAGGUUUAUUAUGCGGGCCACGUCUUUGAGUGCGCCGUCCAAACAGCUGAGAACGCUUGUUUCGACUGUCUGGCGUUCGUCUUGCAAACGACUGCUAUCAACAGUGCUCCUCAUGAAGCGAAGAUUACUGUUUGCGACGCAGUGAUAGAUCGAGCCAGCUGUUCGUACAAAGCAGAAAAAUACAAGUGUAACCACAUUGUAGCUGUACUGCUGCAUAUUAAUGCUGCCAGGACUUUCGACAAGCUCUCGCGAACUGAUCAGCCACAGAAGUGGGGCAAGGAGCACAGAGAUCGGGUUAAGCAAAAGUAUGAGCCAAGAGCUAUAGUCAACCUUCCAUGUGCAAAGAAGGCAAAAAUCAAAAAGACUCCCCAGCUGGAAGGCAACAUACUUGAAAGACUUUUGGAGAAUGUCAGCUGGUACAAAUGAGCAUCACGGCAGUUCAGCAUGCAGAUUUGUUUGUGUUCGUCAAUGAAGAAGAUAAUAUUUGCAUUCCAGUGCUAUUUAAUGAGGCAUAUUUCAGCGAUGUGGUUGAAAGAUCUUCCUAUUUCUUUGAGCAGUACAUACUGCCACAUCUUCUUUCUCCAUGAACUGCCUUGUUUCAGUUGCACAUGCAAUUUUUUAUGCCUUGCACAUAACCAAACUACAGCCUCCCUUUUCAAGCCACAAAAUGACGGAUAUAUGAGGUUUAACAUACCAACUUAACAAAAGGCUUAUUAGGGAUGAUGUCGGGGGACGUUUUACAUCAAUAUUAGGUUUGCUACAACGUGACUAAAGCUUGGUAUAUAAGCAUUUUGCUUAUUUUUUUGUCUCUCAGUAGGAACAGAACCGAGAGAUGAACCUGCGACUUCAUGUUCAGCAACAGAAUGCCAUUGCCAAGUUAACUCGAGACAUAAAAAAUUGUAUGUGCAAUCAGAGAAAGCCCUCCUAGAAAGUUUGGAGACAUCUGCAGUUUGAGUGCUUUUACUGAUGUACAGUACAGUCCACUGUUAAAGGGAAUAAUGAAAUUUGCGGCCCUCGCUUGGCUGGCAACCUAGCUGCAUGGGGCUGCAGAAGCAAUCUUAGUGCACUACGCAGGUGUGUCGAAAGGAGUGAGAGCUGACAACUACAAGUUACCUGCUCCAAAUAUAGGUGAUUGUACUGCUUCUAGGAAGGAAAAUCUGGACAUGUUGUGCACUAAAGUGUUUUCUUUAACAGUGGACUCCUCUGUACAGUGAGCAAGAAAAUGCAAACACGGUAGCAUGCUGUAGCACACAAAAAAUUAACAUUAGGUCACUAUUAAAACACAUUUGUGUGUAAACAGCUGAGUCGUGCAGUGGCUAGAGGAAAUUGUGAUGCAACCCCGAACCAUAACAGACACUCGAAUGACAGACUAGGAAUCACAGGCAAUGCAUAUGUCUAUGUGACAUUCUAUGCAUUUAAUUUUUGGGUCCCUGAAUUAUGCGAUGCGACUGUGAUAUCGUAAAUAUAAUUGUGAUAUCAGAAACUCAUCCUGGAGAAUAACGGCAGUCAUUUGUGGUUUUAGUCCCAUGCGCAGCUUUCUACAAGGGUAUCCAAUCAUGCUUGUAUUUGCGUUUUGUGUUAAUUCACAUGGGCUUCCUUGAUACACUGAUAAGUGCAAAGGCACCGUGUUAGAUGCUCUCAUGUCUGUGGGAAAUUUGGCUGAUACUUUGGUACUAUGGUAGCCAGACAAUUGCUGAUUAUUACAGUAGGCGUAAAAAAUGGGGUUUUACGUGCCAAAACCACUUUCCGAAUAUGACGCACGCCUACAGUAGGCGUCUGUAAUUUUCGAUGUUUUUUUUUUUUCGUUUUCGGCUGGUGUUUGUUUUGUGAUAUAGUUGCUAUGGCAACUAGCACGACUGUGUUGUGAAGACGAACAAGUGCCUCACACAAUUAAAUUUUUGGCUGACUGGGUUUUGUGAAGCAAUUGUGAUAUGAGAAUGCUAUAACUGUGAUAUUAGAAAGGCAUCCCAGGGAAUGAGAGUAGUCACUUGUGGUUUAUAGUUCAUGCCCAGCUCUCUACGUGGGUAUCCAAUUAUGCUUGUAUGUACCUUUCGUGUUAACUCACAUGGGCGUCCAAUGAUACAAUGAUAAGUGCAAAGAUACUUUCAAGAUGCUUUCAUUUUUUUGUCUACUGCUUAUGUGGUCAUGUUUGCGGGAUAUUUGGCUGAUAUUGUGAUACUAUGGUAUCCAGUCAACUGCUGCUCAUUACAGUAGGCGUCUGCAGUUAUCAACUUUUUUUUUCAUUUUUGGCCGGUGUUUGUUUUGUGAUAUAGUUGGUAUUGCAACUAGCAUGACUUUGUUGUAAAGACGAACAAGUGCCUCAUGCAAUUAAAUUUUUCGCUGACUGUGUUUUGUAAAGCAAUAGUGAUGUUAGAAUGCUAUAACUGUGUUAUCGGAAAGUCAUUCCAGGGAAUGACAGUUGUCACUUGUGGUUUAUGUUCCAUGCCCAGCUUUCGACAUGGGUAUCCAAUCAUGCUUGUAUGUGGAUUUCAUGUUAACUCGCAUGGGCUUCCAUUGAUACAAGGAUGAUAAUUGCAAAGGCAGCAUGUUACAAAGAUGUUCUCAUUUUUUGUCUGCUGCUCAUGUGGUUAUGUUUUUGGUGUAUUUGGUUGUUACUGCAAUACUAAUAUUAGGGCAGCCAGAUAACUGUGGCACAGUGCACCAGGCAUAUGUAGUCUUACUUGUUUCGUUUCUGGCUGUUGUUUGUUUUGUAAUUGGCAUUAACUGGCAUUCCUGUGUUGUGAAGACAAACAAGUGUCUCACCCAGCUAAAUUUUUAGUUAGCUGCACACUUUAACGCCACUGUGAUAGUGUAAGGGAUUAUAUCAGAAUGACACCAGGCAAACAGUAUCCAUGAACAGUUCGUUUCUGGUUUGGCAAUUGUUUGGCUUGCUCCUGGCGCUCGGGCCAUUUGUUUCCUGUGACAUAUAGGGUUUCUGUUAUUGUGGUAGAGAAAGAAUGCAAUUUUCAGUAGCACUACAUUUUCUAGUUCUGAUGUAUUGCCGCCUAUUUUGUCCAACUGUUAUACUAAAACAAAGAUAUGCUGACAAGCAUUACUACGAUAUGUAAUGAUGUAACUGCAUUAUGAAACAGGACAACAGUGAAGAAUGCAGGCACACUGUUUUACGCAAUGCGUUUCUCAUAAAAUGUACAAUUGAGAUUGGAAUUAUUGAAAUAAAUGCAAGAGUCGUGCAUUUCGGGUGCUCAGGACAACUAAAAGUGGUGCUUCUUGACAAGAAGCACAAAAUCUCUUCUUCCAGUUUGCCUUACUAACCUAUUAAUAGUGGGCAGUUCUGAAAUAAAACUAGUUAAAAGGUAGCAAUUGGAAAAGUUAAAAGUAAUAUUCUUGCAUGCAUAUUAUUUUUCAAAACAUACACCAUGAGUACUGCAUUUAAAAGCCUACAGCUGCUGAAGUAGUUUUAUAGUAGCUACAAAAAUUAGGUGUUCGCACAUCGAAAAGUAUGCCACGAAGCAAAGGCUGAAAGGCAGUCCACACUAGAUGGUGUUUAUUGUACAGUAUCUUAUACACAUUCUGCAAGCUCGUUGCCCAUUUUGUUUACAAGAUCACUGCAUUAUUACAUCUCCAAAACAUAAGGAGAGGUUGCUAACAGAAUGUGCCAUACCAUGCAGUCUUUGUUACAUGAACAAGUGUGCUGCUUUUUGCCAUUAAUGUAACUGCCCAAGGUCUUUUUUACAGGUUUGA